AAUUAUAUGAGUGAUCUAAUUCUUCUUGUAACUAGAUCUAGUGGCAAUCUAGUUAGUAAAGUACUUAAAUGCAAGUAGAUCUAGUCAUUCUAGUGUCUACUCUAGAAAAUAUCUACUAGAAAUUUCUAGAUUUAUAUUGUACAUAUUUAUAGUAAAUAAAUAAAAACUAAUAUUAUAUAGAGUCAAGAUCAAAUCUAAUAUAAGACUAAUGGCCUAAUCUAAAAUUUAGUAAAUGGAUGUUUCAAAUCCAAGAAUACUCAACUCUUCUAAACUUAUAGACUCAAGAGAGUAGUCAGUAGUGUUAGUUCUAUUCUGAGUCUAGAUUCUAGAUUAACUCUACUACAGUCUACUAGCCUAGGCUCUAGAGAGCUAGAAUCUAGAUAGAUUAGAUAUAGAUCUAUACAUAAUUAAUAUGAGAAUAUAAUAUAUAUAUGAACUAUAAGUAGUGCCUCUUUUCUAUCUCUGCCCUCUGUGCAUUGUAUCAACUAAAUUGCUCUUUCAAUACAUGAAAUAGUUUUUUGUAUUUAAGCCAGAAGAUAUGAAGAAUUAAAAGUUCCCCUUUCAGAUCUCCGCGAUCUAUAGGGCAGAUGAUGUAAAGGUCAUCUGUUUCUGUGGCCCACGGUUGCUGAGGGUGUCAUGUGGCCAGCACAAUGACCAAUCGCCUUUACUUUUCCCUGACUAAUGUCAGUUCCCCGUUAGAGCCGGUCAGACGCAGAGGUUUCCAAAAAUCCCGAAAUUUAAAAAAAAUCAUGUCUUCACCAGGAUUCGAACCCGGGACCCCCAGUUCAGAAGCCAAGUGCUCUACCUCUUGGCCACAGUGCCUCCAUAUGAAGGAUUGAAUAAAAUUCCUUUGCUGUAAACAAUAGAGUGUUAGCAGAACAUUUUUACAAUUAAGGCCAAUGGCUUCCAGAUGGAAGACUCAACCCCGAACAGAAGAACAUGUCCUCUUUUCCUAAGCAUGUCUAUUGGAUUAUUUAUGAAUGAGAUAAGCAUAUAUAUAUUAUGACUUCCAACUAGAGCAACAACAAAAAAAAAAAAAGAAACACAAGAUGUUGAUAAUGUUAGAUUAAUCAGGAGGUUAUCUGUGUGCAUUCAAUAAAUCAUUAAAAAAAAAAGCUCAAUAGAAUUCUUUAUAUAAUAUUUCUUUUCUAGUGUAUUACAUAGCAUAGUGUGUGUGUAAGUUCUUUAAUUGUAUGGAAAAUCAAAGUUACUUAGGUGUAAAAAAAUGUAUAAUAAAUUGAUCUGUCAUUCUGCUAUUGCAUGCCAAAGACAGUGAAGAGUUGGUAUGUCCUUAUCAGUAUAACUAGCUAGUAUAGUGGCCUCUUAUGUAAAUUUUUUGAUCAAAUGCAGAUUAAAAUUGAACAAAGAAACAUGCAUUGAGACAAAAAGAAAAUUUGUGACAGUGGUUGAGAAAUAAAAGAUUGAGGUAUUGUGUGUGCAUGUAAAAGUACAUUAAACACCAGAACAAAUGGUCAUAUAUGUGACCUUCAGAAAGCUAGUACAUUCUGAAGCAGUAUAGAACAUUGAUCAUGACUGUUAGAAGUGAACAAAAUCCAUCUUGCAAGCCUUUAAACUUUGAAAAACAAAUGCUAGUUGAAGAGGAGAUAGAUGAUGAGGAUGAUGAUGGAGAUGAUGAGGAUAAUCACUUUAUUAUAUCCCUAGAGGAUAAUGGUGAAGAAGAAGGAUUACUCUGUGACCCAGAAGAUAUAGAUUAUGGAAAUGGUAAACUCACAAUAGACCUUUCACAAACAGAUGCAGAAAAACACUCUGCACAGACACCAGAUCAAUUAGUACUUGAAGAAGCAACACAUAUCUUGACAUUACCUUUGAGUAAUGCUGCUAAAGAAGCCCACUCUCGUUUAUUAUCAGACACCACCAUUCCAUACCAGUCUACAGGGUCAAGUUCUUCUAUACCAUGUCAAUCUGCAGUCACAGACUCUAGAAAUAAUAAUUAUCAUUGGUCAGACCCAGAAAUAAAGAGUUCCCUUAAUCACGAAGAAUCAUGCCAGGAAAACAAAAUCUCAAAACGCCUAGAUUUGAACGGUGUAGAGACUGUUCAUUUAGAUUCUGAAUCAGGUGGUAUUUGGUCAGAAGCUAUAUUUAUUUCUACCAGCAAAGGUGCUUUUGUAGAUAACUCUUCAAAUUGCAAUGGUGGAGAAAAUCAUGAUAGUGGCCUUCCGAAAGCUGGUACAGAAUUUCAAUCAGCAUUAUCUGUUGAACACAUUAGACAGCCAAUUUCUUCAGAGAAUGUACAAGUUUCAAAUUUAGCUUACCCCAAGUCAUCUGAAGCAGAGAUUUUGAAUUUUCAAAACAAUAGACCUGCUUCAUCUUCCACAGUCUUUUUACCAGUUCCCAAGUUGUCUGGUCCUUUUCCUAGACCUCUACAAUGCAGCUCACAACUUCAGAACACUGAGAAUAGUAAAUGUGACUCUUUGUCUUGUCAAGUUAACAAUUGCACUUGUAUAAUGUGUUAUCAAGGGCGGGGCAUUAAAGAUCCAGAUGUGUUGGUUGAUCAUUAUUAUGUGCAUAAGAACCCAAAGAGAAAAAGACCUGGAAGCACCUUGCACUAUAACAAAAAGCUGAAAUCUACCUCAAAUAAUGAAUUCACAAAUAUAUCAUCUGUUUUUACCAAUCAAAAUCAAGGUAGCAACAUAAAGUUAAACAAUAAUUUAAUUCUCAGAAGUCUCAUUAACGCACCACCGGUAACAUCUAUAAAUAGUUUAGUUACCAAUUAUCCAACACUUAUCACUAGGCCAGGGUCACCACCACCAAGUAGCUCUAACUCAUCUAGCAGCACCCCGAAGACCACCAGUAAAACCAUACAUUCUUCCAAAGUUUUCUUAUCACCUCAUGAGUUGCCGCUACAGAAAACUCUAUUUUAUCCCACAGUUGUGACAUCUGCAGUUGUUAGCAGCACAGUCUCUACCAUUGAAUUAAAUAGAAUGACCACAACGUCAGCUCCUAAUGUCACAUCAACAAUCAAGUCACCUGUUGCAUCAACCCAGUCUCAUUCAAAACCAUGGACAAUUUACUACAUUAAUUCAAACCAAGUCUUGUUACAAAAUACACAGACAGCUUCUGAUUGUAAACAAAUCUCAAAGUCUGAUAUGGCAGAGGGAAUUCAUGAAAAUUUCCACCAUUGUGUAGAAAGAAAUAUUUCAUGUUCUCAGACUAGCAUUGCUGCUCAGAAUACACCUUCACUCAGCCACAUUAAUUGUUCUCCACUAAAAACUAGUCCUUCUAUAGGGCUUAGACAAAUCUUAUCAGAUACUAAAUCAGUUGCUCCAGUAGGAGUGGGACACUUGGGGAAAACUAACUCUUCAAUGCCAACUAUUUUAACAGCACCACCCAAGGAAACAAUCUACACCAAAUCUCUACUAAAAAAUAAUGUUGUUUCAUCUAAAGGUACAGAAUAUUUGGCAGCAUCGAAUGAAGCACAGCCCUCUGUUAGUAAAUAUAUGCAUACAGAGAUUUCAUCACUUUCCAAUUUACAGACACCUGCCAACAGUAGUGAAAGUAGUCAACUUUUAAAUGCAAUCAUUCAACGUUUGGUGGAGCCUCAAAGUUCAUCAAAGCCUAGCCUUGUAAAAGAAAAUCCUUUGAUAACUCUUCCACCUGACACCAGCUUAAACUCACCAGCUAGUCAAAAUGUUGAAGAAAAAAGAAAACUUAUUUUAAAUAAUAACAUUAUUAAAACUAUUAUUAAUGGAUCACAGCACAAUGAAGUUGCUAAAGGUAAACAGGCAAUUAAUAGCAUUAUCACACAGCCUCCUGAAGAACAUAUUCCUAAAUCGUAUAUUCAAGAUUGGGUGAACAAAGCAAAAACUUUAACUUCAGCCAAUCUUACAUAUGGGAAAUAUCUGGAUCACAUUGACUAUCCAGAACAGCCAGUAGAUAAUAAUAAUUGUGGUGAUGAACAUUCAGAAGUAAAAUCACUUGAGAAUCAUAAAAAAUCAUACUGUGAAUCUCUACUUGUACCUGACAAUAGUGCAAUGACUCAACUUUCAAACACAGUUUUAAUAAAGGAGGAAAACAAUUCAAGUGACUUUAUUUCUUCUUCCAAAAUCCCAAAAGGUCAGCUCAUAACACCUGGCCAAUCUUCAGUUAUCAGCAAUUCCAGCACUAAUACAUCUAUAAGCAAUAAAAUGUCUGAAUUGAAAGACUAUUCUAACCAUUCUCAUUAUUCUAACUCCUCCUCUGUUCAUGAAGAGUCAAACACAGCUGAAAGAUGCCCAGAGAAACUGGUCAUUGACCUUGAUAGUCCUUCUGUAUUGAACUUCAAUGAUUGCUUUAAGAGUCACCAUGCAACUCAACAUACUAACAAAAACAAAAGUUCCUCAGCAUCAAAGAGAAAACAUUCUUCUACAGUUCUCUCUAGUUCAAAAGGUAUCAAACUAAAAAUAAAACUCUCUGAUCGUAAAUGCAAAGGAAAAGAUCCAAUAAUAAGUGAAGUAAGUGACACUGCUUCUAAAUUUUCUGCUGUGUGUGAUGAGAGUUCUUUGAAAGACAUUGGAUUGACUCUCAACAAGUCAGAACCUGCCUCAAAUGUGAGUAUAACAAAAGCUGAUGAAGAAAUUGUAGAAACAGCAGAAGAGAUGUUUCAGAGAACUCAGAAACAAGCGAUGCAAGAAGUACUAAAGGCCCAAAUGGGUGUUGGUCAUAUCAGUAGAAAUCUUCGCCCUUCAAAGCCUUCUGGCAGUUUCAUAGAUAAAUUUCCCUAUAUUUUUGCUUCUGGCCCAUCAAAAAAGAGAAAGGAUAAUGAUAAGCCGCCUACUACUGAGACUAUUAGUAUAAAUUCUGACUCUGCAACAAAUUUUUCUAUGGAGAAAGAAAAUAGUGAAAGGAUUAAAAAGAGACAUUUAUCAGAUGAGUCUGUGCUGCCAAAGCAACCAAAACUUUCAAAAAUAGAUUAUCCAAAACUUCAAGAAGACACAAGUUUUACUAAUAUGAAAAAGAUUUAUUGUACUAAUAUUUUAGCAGGGCACCAAGUUUUUGUUAAAUUUAACAUAUUUGAGAACACGUCAAGUGGGAGGUGUUUUCUGGUGCCUUUUUUCAAUCUUGGGGGGUCUAGAAAACAAUUUGACGUAGAGGAUGUUGAAUACAUAUCUAAAGCUGUCAUAGAGUAUGAAAAGAGUGAGAGAACAUGUGCGCGACAUUUGCUAUUUUAUUCUCGAGAAGGUAGCAAAGCCACAUUUCUCAGAAAAGAAACAAAUUUUUGUAGCACUAAUUUCUCAGAAAAGUGCUACAAGAAAAGUAGUUUUAUUUUAGAAGGAUAUAAGAGAACCAAUGCUAAGAAAACAGAGCCUGUUGUAGAGCAGUGGACUCCAGAUAAUAGUGUGGCCAUUGAAAUUGAUAGAGCUGAAGUAGAUGAGGAUAUAGAGAAACAUUUUGCAGAGAUGUUGACAAAUCAAAGUAAUAGCAUGUCAGAACUUGUAGACCCUGAGAUUUCUAACAAUAAAGUGAAUAUAAAAAGUGAUGAAGAAAACACUAAUAAAUUCUUAUCUCCAGAGAGGGGAUUACCAAUGAAUGCUAAACUAUUCAAAACUCCAACCAGCUCUUGCCCUAAUUCUGAGAAGAAAUCCAUCGUGGAUGAUCUACUUAUAAAAGUUACAGCAAUUGCAAGUCUAUCAGAUAGCAACUUUGAAGUAGAACUGCCUCCUGCCAGUGAACCUUGCACAGCACAGCCAAUCAUUUUGAAGAAACCUUUUGUUUCUGAAAAAAUAAAUCCAGUUUUGAAUAAAUCUAUAUCUCCUGUAAUAAAAGAGGAGCCACCAGAUGAUGGCUAUGAAACACGGUUAAAGUUCAUUGCUGAAGGGGCUGAAAGGAACAGUGUUAAUGAAUUAUGCCAAGUAACUAUUAAACAAGAGGUAGUGAAUGAUUAUUUCAAUGGUAGUGUCUGCAGCAAUGGAAUGUCUAGCUUGACAGCAUGCAAGGAUACAGGGAAAGAGACUGACAAUUCAAUAUCCCAAACUAUGCAAGAGUUUACAAAUGUGCAAAAAUCAACAAUUAAUGACAAUAACAGCAACAGUAAUGCAAAUAAUUUAAGCAAUGAUACUAGUAUAGUAAGCAGUGAUGUCAUAGUUUCUCAAGGCAAGCCUGCCGAGGAGAAAUGUUUGGAGGCUGAAGAACAACUUAGGAAGCCAGAUAAGGGUGAAGAUCAGGAAUCUGUACCUCCUUCAUCUUCAAGUGACAUACCAUCAUCAAGUGAUGAUGAUGACUUUGAUGAAAACUUUGAUAAUUUGACCUCUUCACCUGCCUUAGCUGGAGAUGAUGACAGCUCUUUGACUGCUCACAUAGAACCUCAAAAUUUAAAUCCUUUACAGAAGAAAAUUACUAGUUUAGUUCAAUCUUUAAAGCAGAGAUUAGCCCAAGAUACACCUAAGCUUCCAACAUGGCUUGUGAGUGAACAGUCUCAUGUUAUCACAGCAAAAAUCAGACAUAAAAAGCGAAAAGCUAGAAGAGCUGAACCUGUUUUAUCUGAUAAUAACAUUUUGUCUUCAGGUGAGCAACAAGACAAAGUUGUGUCUCCUGAUCAAAAUUCACAGAAACCUAAUUUGCCUUUCAUUUCCUCUCCACCAGAAUUAAGCCUUGCACUAAGUGCUCCACCAACCUCAACUCAACAAGUAGAGCCAUCGGGUACCACACAUCAACAAACUUCUGAUGAGGCCACAUCAUUUACUGGUAAUGUGCCUAAACCAAUUUCAAGUGGAGACAAGGAUAGGUUAAUGCUGAAACACACUCAGGAAGACAAUUUGGACAUUGAUAGCACAGAGGAAGAGAUAACAAAAUUAACAUCAGGUUUUCAGAAAAGCAGCAGUGACCAGCUCUUAUCCCAACACAGUCUAAACACUGCAAUUACUUUAUGUGUUAACAGCACAGAAACUGAACAGCUAUCUCUCAAUGAUUGUACUCAGUCUGUGAAAUCAGCAAGGUCAUCACCCAGUGAUUUUGAUGUAGAAGUGGGGACAGAAGAUUUCCCUUUAGAUGUUGAUGAUAAACCAGUCGGUCCCAGUAGUGCUCUUAAUUCUAAUUCUAAUAAACUUAUAUGGAAACACUUUAGCAAACCCUAUAGUAUUUUCUUGUCCAAAGAAAUUAAACUCCCAGAAUCCAAACCUAACAAGAUUACAGAGCUUAUCCAUAAUCAUGAUAUACCAGUCAACAAACCCCCCAAUAUUCCCAAGAAGCAGCAGAAUGACAGGAUGCAAAAGAAAAAUAAUAAUGUUAGUGAAUUCCAAGUUGUUUCAGAUAUACCUGUAAAGCCCUCUACACCUGAAGUAGUUGGAAAUGAAUCAGUUACUUCUUACUUAAGUAACAAAUUCUCUACUUCCAGCUCAAAAAUGAAAUGCCCUAGACUCCUAUGUGGUGCCAGUAAUAGGACAUGUGCCAAGCCAAAGAUAGAGACAGUACCCACCCCAACUGUUCCUGAGCCUAUUAGCACAGCAGAGCUGUCCAAGACACCCAGUCUAAGUGAAAUAUUUGGGAUUGCAAUUAAGAAGGAUUUCAUUUAUGAGAAAGUCAAAGCUAAUGCAGCCCUAAAUGCAACACAAGCACGCCAGGAUGAUUUAGCCAGUUCACAGGUAGCCAGAAAGAGAACUACCUCACAGACAUACAAAAAGAGAAUGCCUGCUCAGGUAGCUAAAAAGAGAACUAGUCUACAAAUACCUGUAGUAUCGGAAGUAAAAAAUAAAAUAAGUCUGCAUGCUUUACAGGUUGCUAAAAAGAGAACAACCAAGGGAACAAAACGGUUUAAAAGCCAGUCUAUACUAAACAAAACUUCUCAGGAAGAGCAUAUGAAUUUCGGUUCUAGAGAAAAUAGUGAUGAAAGGAAAAUGGAAUCCAGUAAAACUACACCACUGACAGAAAGUACAGGAAAGGCAGAAAAAGUCACUCAAGAGAAAUCAAAUUAUGUUCCACCUUGUACACGCCCAUGUUAUGUUCGUUUAGAACAAAUAGAUGUGAAUAGAGAAAUGUCCACAUUAAUUUUACACCCAGAGCAUAAGAAACCAAAGUCUGUUACAAUAAAACAAGAUACCAACACUAAAUCUACAACAGUUCAGCAUAUGACAAAUGCAACACGAAAAGCAGGAAGAAGGUGGAAAAAGAGAUCCAGAGCAGGUCAAAGAAGUGCCCCUCCUAAAAAAGAUAUUGUAGAUUAUUAUACUUACAUGAUUGAGUCAUUACAGAAAAAAGCUCAGCAAUUAGAAGAAGCUAGUCAAAAAGUAAGAGAGCAAAAAGAAAUGGAAGAGAAAAGUAAAAAAGAAAAAGAACUUGUUGAAGUUGAUAAAACAGAUCAUGAGAGAUUAGACAGAGCUGACAGAGCAUUGGAAUGCUUUGAUAAUGAUGUUAAUACUGUACAAGAUUUGGAAUUGUUAGAUGAAUCUCAUAAAGAUGAUCAGAUGAAUAAAAUGACUGAAAAGUUGUCAGACAAAACUGAUGUAGCUCAGGAAUGUGAAAAUACAUCAUCUGUUGAAAAUGUUGAUCUAAAAAGUGAAGCAAGUAAUGCCAUCUUAUGUAACAUAGCUGUUGCAGACAAAUUAUCAGAAGAUGAAAUGAUGACUAAUAAAUUGUUAGAAACUCCAGACCAGAGUACUUCUUUGGUGUUGAGCCCAAUUGAUCCAACAUUUGGCAAGAAAGAUGUUGUUUUGUGUAGUCUUGAUGAAGACCUGAUCAAAUUGAGUGCUGAGAAGCAGAGGUUGGCAUCUGAGGAAGAUCUUCUUCUGGCACCAACCAUUGAGUUUGAUGAUGAUGAUGACAUGAGCUCUAUGAUGCAAGUGGAUGUUGAGAAACUUUUGGGCUUAGAAACAGACAUGUCUGACAAUGAUUUUAUUUUAGACUCUGUUCAGGAAAGAGAAAUUAGUCUGCCAAGUACUAACUCUAGCCUUAUUUCAAAUACAGAUAACUCACAAUUUUGUGAUAAAACAUUGCCCUGCACUGAUGACUUACCAAAAGAUAGUUCACCAAAGAUUUCUCAUGCUCUUCCUCUUUGGAAAAACAUUCCAGAACCAGAAUCAAAAAGCAACCUGGAGAAAAAUUCAAAAUCAGCAUUGGAACAGCCCCAUGAUUUGAUCUCAUCUAGCUGUAUCAAAAAUUUGAAAUUCAAAUUAAAACGCCCUGCAGCUGAGCUCAUAAAGUCCAUUAAAUUGUCUCAAGAAGUAACCAAAGCAUUUGGAGAAACACCAUCUGAAGGAAAUUCGCCAACUGAAAACAAACACGAUGUUGAUAAGCUAUUCAGCGGUAAAGACCAACAAGAGAGUCUUGCCAGUACAGCUCAACCUUUAAGUCCACAAGGCUCUGAAAAGCUAAACCAAGACUUAACCAAACAACCACCUAUUCCUAAACUGAAAGUGAAAUUAGGCAAAGAAACAUUAGAUGCUAUUGAGAAGGCCAAAGCAAUGUUUAAUUUGAACAAGAAAGAAGGCAAACAUUUUAAAGCUGGGCCUAAACUUGAUUCAGAGAAAUUGAAUAAGGAAAUAGCAGAAGAUUCUAGGUUCUAUCUUCGUGAUUCCAAGGGAAAUCACUUGGUUUCAACUCUGUUGUCCCCAUCAUCUCCUGAAAGUAGUCAUGACAGAAAUCAUUUGUUGAAGAGUAAUUCAGAUCAGAAUCUGUUUAAAGCGACUGAAAUGCCAGAGUCAUGUUUCUCUGAACAUAAAGAAAAAUCUAAAAAAGAAGGCAUAUUUUAUAAUGUGAAACAUUUUGCUGAUACUGAACCAAAUGAUACUCAUCUCCCAACUGACACUGAUAAAGAUAAAGCAGCCUCAAGCACAAGCAUCCAACCUGCUAAAUGCAAUGUGAAUAUUGAUCUAGUCAAGUUAAAGUUGAGACUUAACCCAAUUUUGACUAAGAAAAGAGGUGAGUCUGCUGAAUUAGCUGCUCAGAAUGAAAAAUCUGUUACAAACCAACUAUCUCCAAUGACUGAAGAAAAAAAUGAUACCAGUACUAAAACUAUUCUCGCCACUACCUCAAAACCAUUACCAGCUCUCAACACUGCCAAAUUGUGCAAUAUUUUGAAAAAUGUCUGCCAACAAACUAAUGCCAAGAAAGGAUUACAGCGCAGCCCUAAAAGAAAUAGGAGUCCUUCUAAGAUGGCAGCAAAGAAUAUAAUCAGUUAUGGCAUUGAAGGUGGCCGAGCUCUAAGAACAAGAAGUCAACAGCUUACAGAAUCACCAAAAAAUGUCAAAGUAACCACUCCAGUUGAAAGGAUGAAUGUAUGUUCAGAGCCAUCCAAAUUGACUCUAGAGAAGGAAGAUAUCAAAGAAAGAUCUUUUUUUGACUGUUUACAAAAUGUUCAAGAUGUAAAUCAGAUUGUUUGGGAAAAGAAAAAAUAAAGUCAAGAAGAGUUAAGAACAUUUACACCAAUAUUCCCUAUUUAAAAA
Biomphalaria glabrata is the source of this 10373-nucleotide messenger RNA. RefSeq lists its product as uncharacterized. Bases 1530 to 10325 code for a protein of 2931 amino acids. The record is from RefSeq and is a predicted model, not a curated record. The transcript is spliced from 2 exons. Lineage: Eukaryota; Metazoa; Mollusca; Gastropoda; Planorbidae.